AUGAAGAUAUGCAAAGCCAGUUCUACUGGCAGGGACUCCAUUGAUAUGGACAAGGAUGAAGAGGCCACUGGCCAAGGUGAUACUGACAAAGGUAAGGAGGAUGAGCCUGAAUACACAGAAGAGUUGGAGGAUCAUCAAUCACCAGAGCCUGUGGAUCAGCUCAAUGGGGAGGAAGAUUCAGAUGACGAAGCGGGUGAGGAUGUAGGAUCGGAAUUAGAGGAUGAGUGCAGUGAAUUUGGGUAUGAAGAUCUGCAGGAGUGCAUAAUAGAGGAUGAUGGGGAGGAUGACAAUGAAGAUGAUGGUGAUGGUGAUAGCGAGAUUGAUCUUGGUGCCGAGGACAGAGAGGGCGCUGCAGAUAAUGAGGAGGACUAUGGCGACUAUGGAGAGUAUUAA
Molecule: messenger RNA, 393 nt
Organism: Suillus paluster
Lineage: Eukaryota; Fungi; Basidiomycota; Agaricomycetes; Boletales; Suillaceae
Exons: 1
Coding region: 1-393 (130 amino acids)
Source: RefSeq, a predicted model, not a curated record